GUUAACCAGCAGGGAGAAGAAAUUAGAGUUAAGAGAGAGAAGAAAGAGAGAGAGAGAGAGAGGGUAAAAUGGGAAGAGGAAAGGUGGAGCUGAAGAGGAUAGAGAACAAGAUAAACAGGCAGGUGACAUUCUCAAAGAGGAGAAGUGGUUUGGUCAAGAAAGCCCAUGAAAUCUCUGUUCUUUGUGAUGCUGAGGUUGCCCUUAUUGUCUUCUCCCAUAAAGGAAAGCUCUUUGAUUACUCCACUGAUUCUUGCAUGGAAAAGAUUUUGGAGCGGUACGAACGAUACUCAUACACUGAGGGUCGCUUGAUUUCAACUAGUACAGACACAACGGAAAAUUGGACCUUGGAAUAUGCCAAGCUGAAAGCCAAGAUUGAACUUCUUAAAAGGAAUCAUAAGCAUUAUAUGGGAGAAGACUUGGACGCGUUGAACUUGAAAGAUCUGCAAAAUCUUGAGCAGCAGCUUGACUCUUCUCUUAAACUAAUUCGAUCCAGAAGAAACCAACUCAUGUCUGAGUCUAUUUCUGAGCUUCAAAAAAAGGAAAGGGCUAUUUGGGAGGAAAACAACAUGUUGGUGAAGAAGAUUAAGGAGAAAGAGAGAAGAGGAGUAGCAGAAGUGCCAUGGGAUCAGCAAAACCAUGCUUCAUUCCUUUUCCAACACCAAUCUCUUCCGGCCUUAAACAUUGGGGGAAGCUACCAAGGAGUAGAGGAAGAAGCGAGGAACAACAACAACAACAAUGAUGAUGAUGAGCAGUUAGACCUUAAUCUAGACUCACUCUAUCCUCCAUGCCAUCUUGGCUGCUUUGCUUCAUCAUAAAUCUACUACUAUAAGAUUAUAUAGAUAUAGUAUUGUACUAAGUUUGCCAUAAUUGAUUUGGUCCCCAGCUAGCCCUCAUAUAUGCAGGUGGAUGGUGGUGACUAAAACUUAUAUAAAUAAUUGAGCUUUGCCACAACUCUUGAUUUGAUAUUUUUGGAAUUCCUAGUGCUCCUAUAUACUCCUAUAUAUUUUGUAUAUUUAGUACUGGAUGGUUUUGCCCUACAAAAAGUUCAAUGAUAUAAUUAAGGAGCUGAGUACUG
Molecule: messenger RNA, 1075 nt
Organism: Cuscuta campestris
Lineage: Eukaryota; Viridiplantae; Streptophyta; Magnoliopsida; Solanales; Convolvulaceae
Source: the annotation of a GenBank genome assembly